Molecule: messenger RNA, 312 nt
Organism: Naegleria gruberi
Lineage: Eukaryota; Heterolobosea; Eutetramitea; Acrasida; Naegleriidae
Exons: 1
Coding region: 1-312 (103 amino acids)
Source: RefSeq, a predicted model, not a curated record
AUGUCCGAAUAUUAUGGAUUUGCCUUUGAUGGUAAUUCAGUUUAUUCUCAACAUGCACAUUCUCUACAAAUUCCAGAUCAUUUAAUGAAGAAUUCUAAAAAGUAUGGACUCUGGUCAGUCUAUCUCGGUAAUCCAGAAGGAAUGGGACGUGAAGUCUUGGUUCAAAAUUUGCUCAAAGAUUCCUAUUUUAGGGAAUAUCUGGACUAUCCAGAAAUGUUACAUAAGGAAUAUAGAGAGAGAAUUAUUUCUGACAUGAAGGAUGAGUUAAAGGAAACUCAGGAUGAUAUUAAAGUUUACAAUAUGUUUUAUUAA